Molecule: messenger RNA, 904 nt
Organism: Hevea brasiliensis (rubber tree)
Lineage: Eukaryota; Viridiplantae; Streptophyta; Magnoliopsida; Malpighiales; Euphorbiaceae
Exons: 2
Coding region: 144-704 (186 amino acids)
Source: RefSeq, a predicted model, not a curated record
AAUCGAAAAUCCGUAUUAUCCGGAAUGUCCAAGGGAUAACUGACAAAUCCGAAAUCCAUUGCAGUCUCCACCUAAAAUUUGGAAUACUGAAUGCUCUCAUUUCGCCUUCCCGCCACCGCCAAAGGAUAAUAAAAUUCGAAACCAUGAACCUAUGCCGACUAUCAACCUCAAAAUGCCACAAUCUUAUCUUGCCUUCCUCAAUUACCCGUCUUAGUCCCCCAAUUGUUAUAGUUGAGCUUCAUUUCCCUGUCACCUCUAAUUCAAAACCGAUUCGGCCUCCCAUACAACCCCAAUUUUCGACCACCAUUUUCAGAUAUCAGUCUCCUUCACAUCCACAAAGCAGCCAAGAAGACGAUAAAGAUGACCCCGAAGCGCAAGUUCAAGACCUACGUGUUCCCGACAAUUGGUUGCUCCCUUCCAAGGCUCUCCAGGAAUCAGAGUGGCUUAGGGUGACGCUGCACAAAUGGCUGGAUGAUGAGUACUGCCCUGAGGAAACGAACGUGGAAAUCAGUAAGGUUGCUGCCCAGUCAUACUACGACUCUUUGGUAGGGAAACGGACGGACCUGGGUGAAAUUUUGUUGAAGAUGGCUAGAGAAUUGGAAUCCAUUUCCUAUCAAGAAAGCUUUCAUGGGGCAUUUUCCUCGGCAAAUGCUGCUGUGAAUUUGAUUGCCCAACGCAUAGAGCUUCAAGGUAAAAAUUUCUGAUUAUUAGAUACCCUAUUAUUUUCUAGGCCAGUAUCGUUGCUGCAAUGCUUCUAUGCAUGUAUGCCGUCUAAUUUGAGCAUUAUGCACACAGAACUAUAUGAUUUUGCUGAAUUAUACGCCCCCUUAUAUGUUUUGUGGAACUGUUCAUGCAUUUAUAUGUUCAUAAGUGCAUUAUUAAACGCGGGAUCCUAAAGUGAAAA